AUGUCCCAGCGGCAUCAGUUGGAGCCCGUAGGGAGCUUGGUCCUUCAGUGGGGCGGCUCCACUCCUGCGCCAGGCUGGGGGGGCGACGGGGGGGGACGACAACGCGGGCGGGUACAGGGUGCAAUUCAGGAUCGCGCCAUCCUCAUGCGAUGGGAUGGGGACCUUCACCCCACCCGAGGCGUCCGUGGGGCACCCCCGGGGUGUUUUGGGGAGCAGGGGUCAGGUGUGCUGCAGGGUGAAGCGAUGGUGCCGCAGACCCCCCAAGGUCUGCGGACGACAGCAGCAGGGGGUGAAGGCACCUUUAUUGGGGGCCCCAAGCCCCCCCAACUAGCCGCAACCCACUCGGGGUGGUGGGAGCACCGCUGCGUCCCCUCCAUCCUCUCAUAUCCAUACCCCUCUCCACCCUCCCGCAUCCCGGCAGGACCCUGUGCCCUCGGUGAUCUCUGUCAUGCCCCCCCCGGGUCCUGGUGCACCCCGUCGCAUCCACUGCGGAAGUGGAGCCGCUCGCUCGGCCCCACCGGAGAAGGCCGUGUGAGGGCUCAGGGGUCCUGGUGUCCGGAGGGGUCCCGGUCUCCGGAGCGUGCACUGGGCGGCCUUGCUGUCACUAUGGUUCCCUGGUGCUCAUCCCGCACCCAGGGAUCCAGCUCCGGCUCCACACCGGGAUCCGUGGGGCCAUCAUCGCCCCCCUCUGGCACCUCGGACCUCACCAGCAGUGAUGACUCCAGCAGUGACUUUGAGGCCACUCUGCGGCCAUGCAGCAAACGGGGACCCCAGCAGGGGCCGAAGCACAGCCAGGUCAGGAAGCGUCCCCGCGUGAUGGAGCCAAACGGUGACCCCAGCAGCACACCCACAGUCAACCCGGAGCCGAGCACCCUCUUUGAAGCCAUUAAAUCGGCCAAAAUCGCCGUGGAG
Pezoporus occidentalis (night parrot) is the source of this 912-nucleotide messenger RNA. RefSeq lists its product as uncharacterized. Lineage: Eukaryota; Metazoa; Chordata; Aves; Psittaciformes; Psittacidae. The record is from RefSeq and is a predicted model, not a curated record. The annotation marks the transcript as partial. The transcript has 4 exons.